Messenger RNA from Heterocephalus glaber (naked mole-rat), 1086 nucleotides. The record is from RefSeq and is a predicted model, not a curated record. NCBI's taxonomy places the organism in Eukaryota, Metazoa, Chordata, Mammalia, Rodentia, Bathyergidae.
CCUCUGCUCUGUGCUGCUACGCAGAGGGACCUCUGUUGCCAUCCGGAAAUUUUCUGUCGCCGACCCCAGGCCACCUCCUUUGGCCUGUUCUCUGACAGGCGGGGCAGCAGGACACAUCCCCGCUUCGAAAAGACUGGGUGACCGUGGCUCAGGCAGUUCUGUCACUUUGCCACCGGCGGCAUUCCCUCUACCCCACCCCCAACCCUGGCUCAGCUGCAGCGCCAGGGUGGGGAGGUGGAGUAGAUGGGACCCCUGGAGCCUGCAGAAGAUUGGAGAACCUUGAGACUGACACAGCUCUUUGGGAGCAGGGUCUUCCAGGAGAAAGUGUAUUUUCAUACAUCACCACACCUGAAAGCAGUUUUCCAGAACCUGAUCCAACUGCAGAGAUGGCAGCUGAAUCAUUGCCUUUCUCCUUUGGGGCAGUGUCCAACUGGGAGCUGGAAGCCUGGUAUGAGGACCUGCAGGAAGUCCUGUCCUCAGAUGAAAACGGGGGUAACUAUAUCUCACCCCCUGGAAACGAAGAGGAAGAAUCAAAAACAUUCACCACUCUUGACCCUGCAUCUCUUGCUUGGCUGACUGAGGAACCAGGACCACCAGAGAUCACAAGCACCUCUCAAAGCCCUCGCUCUCCAGAUUCCAGUCAGAGCUCCCUAGCUCAGGAGGAAGAGGAAGACCAAGGAAGAACCAGGAAACGAAAACAGAGUGGCCAGUGGCCAGUCCGGGCUGGAAAGCAAAGAGUGAAGGAAAAAGAACAAGAGAAUGAAAGGAAAGUGGCACAGCUAACAGAAGAGAAUGAACGGCUCAAGCAGGAAAUUGAGUGCCUGACCAGGGAAGUAGAGGCAACGCGCCGAGCUCUGAUUGACCGAAUGGUUAAUCUGCACCAAGCAUGAACAAAUGGGGCCAUCACUCCCAAGCUCUGGCUACCACCUACCUUUCCCAGAAGUAGCUAUUAACCACCUUCAUACCAGUGCCAAUGAUGUGACCCUCAAAUUCUUGGGGUAGACAAAAGGAAAGGGUCUCAGCUUGUAUAUAGAGGUUGUACAUUUAUUUAUUGUCUACAUCCAUUAAAGUGACUUUAUGAACGUU